GGGAAGGCGAGCGGGGCGGGGCUGCUCCCCCCGCGGGUCGGUGGAAUGGCAUGGCCCGCCAGUCCCGCGCCGCUGAACCCGGAAGGCUCUGUGGUGCACAUGGGGGUCGGUGCCGGGGCAGGCGGUGCUGCCGCCGGUGCGCUGGGCGCUGCUGUGGCUGCUCUCUACAUGGCCACGCUGCCGCCUGCCCUGCCCGGCGGGGAUGCGGGGGAGCUGAUCACAGCCGCAUAUGAGCUUGGAGUCGCCCACCCUCCCGGCUACCCCCUGUUCACGCUGCUAGCCAAGCUGGCGAUGGGGCUGCUGCCUGUCGGCUCCUCUGCCUUCCAAGUCAAUCUCCUCUGCAGCUUGUUGGGAGCAGCUGCCGCCUCUUUGCUUUUUUACACGGUUUUCAGGCUUUCUGGCUCAUAUGCUGGAGGAAUCCUUGCUGCGGGGGUGUUUUCAUUUUCUCGUCUAACAUGGCAGUGGUCCAUCACAGCAGAGGUUUUUAGCUUAAACAAUCUGUUUGUGGGGCUGCUGAUGGCUCUCACCGCUCAUUUUGAGGAGGCAUCCACUGCAAGAGAGAGAUCAAAGAUCUCUAAAUUUGGUGCCUUUUGCUGUGGGCUCAGUUUGUGCAAUCAGCACACAAUAGUGCUUUAUAUCGCUUGCAUUGUGCCUUGGGUUCUCUCACAGCUUUUCAGAAAGAUGGAAUUGUCCCUAGGCCAUUUGCUGAAGUUGGGUUUAUGCUUCUUGGCUGGUUUGCUGCCUUAUCUCUAUCUGCCGGUUUCGUCCUACCUCAAUCAAGCCCGCUGGACAUGGGGAGACCAGACGACUUUUCAAGGAUUUCUGACCCACUUUCUCAGGGAAGAAUAUGGGACAUUCAAUCUGGCCAAGUCUGAGACAGGAUCCAGUAUGAGAGAGAUGCUGACUUUUCAGCUGGCACAGAUGAAGUCAGAGCUCUCCCUUCCCAUCCUUGCCCUGGCACUUGUGGCCUGUGUGAACACAGCACUGCCGACAAAGCAGCAGAAAUCACCCGUGAUCUGGCUCUUUGCUGGAAUGCUCUGUCUUUAUUCCCUUUUCUUCUCUUGGAGAGCAAAUCUGGAUAUUACGAAACCUCUGUUUCUGGGUGUGGUGGAGCGAUUCUGGAUGCAAAGCAAUGCUGUGGUGGCUGUGCUGGCAGGGCUGGGGCUGGCCACACUUGCCUCAGUCGGAAGCACCAUGGUGGAGAACAGCCGUGUGCUGCCAUGGCUGGAGUGGCUUUCCGCUCUCACUCUUGUCACUUCCCAAGUCUGGGCAAAUUACAGCACUUGUGAUCAGAGCAACAACUACGUUGUUGAUAAGUUUGCAAGGAAUGUGCUGUCUUCAAUGCCAACGGGUGCUGUCAUCUUGCUAAGAGGAGACUUACCUGGGAAUGCUCUCCGUUAUAUGCAUUAUUGCGAAGGGAUGAGGCCAGAUACCAUCCUAGUGGACCAAGAGAUGAUGACUUACGAAUGGUAUUUACCCAAGCUGGCAAAGCAUUUACCUGGCAUUUAUUUUCCUGGGAACCGGUGGAAUCCUGUGGAAGGAGUAUUACCUGAUGGGACACUUGCUUUUAAUCUCCAUCGUUUCCUCCAAGUAAAUAAGCAUAAAGAAGUGUUUGUCUGCAUAGGUCUUCAUGAAGGUGACUCAACCUGGAGAAGGAGCUAUUCGCUUUGGCCAUGGGGUACAUGUGAGAAGUUGGUUCCUUCCAAUAUUGUGUUUGACCCAGCAGAAUGGAUUCAUCUUACAAGAAAUCUCUAUAACUGGACUGAAGACUAUGGCAGUUUCAAGCCUUCUUCCUGGGAAGCUGUUGCCAAUGAGGAGAUGUGGCAAGCCAGGAUGAAAACAGCUUUCUUUAUAUUUGAACUUGCUGAAACUGCCAGUGUCACUGCAGAAAUUAAAUCACAACUUUACACAUUUGCAUACACCGUCCUGUAAUCUGCCUUCUUGUUCAUCCAAAGUGGGAGCAUAGCAGAUUCAAAGAGAUUUGUUCAGGGAUUUUAUCCAUUCCUACUUGCCCCUUCGGUCACGGAGGAUGCCAAAAGCUAACCAGUCAACACCCUGCUUUUGCUAUAAAUAUGUUGUCUGUGCUGGGCUUCAAACCCAUGCCAAGAGAUUGCUUGUCCUGAACUCCCCUCUUUGCACUUAUCCCCUCUGUCAUUACACAGUCACACAUGUGAGCCAGCAAGUGUAAAAUCUGACAGUCUUCUUGCUGCAAAUUAAUUCUGCUGCAUUUCACACCAAAGAGCAGCACCCAUGAACUGAUGUAUGUACCUCUGGAAAUACUGGACUGCCUGAGAUGCCAACAGAUGCACAAAAUGAUCAGUGUGUGUUAGCAGAGAGAAGGAGUGCUUCAUACCCCAGCAAAGAGUCAACAAAUAGUUUCCUUUCAACUCUUGCCCAUUUUGCUGUGAUUUUUGCUGUUCUGAAAAUCCUUGGGCAUGUGCCCGCUGUUGAGUUUAUGAAUAUUCCCACUCAAGUGAACAGACUGCUUAAGUUCUGUGGAAGACAUCCUGAUCUCCUGAAAUACUGAGUAAAUGUCUUUGCAGGCACAGCAAUUAGAUCUGUCUUUUUCCGCAGCCUGGUGUAAUGCCUCUCUCGGGGAAGUGCAUAAUGUGCGGUGGGGUUAUCAUGAUCAUCUGUAAUGUUUCAAAACAAACAGCUGCCGUAGGAAGGGAAACAUUUCAGCCCCCCUUGGAUUUCUGAUUCACACUAUCGCACAUUGCAUGGCAAACACAGAGUGAGUUACAGAAGCACUCCAGCUCUGGACUUGGACAUAUAAAUAGCAUCUGUUCCUUUACAGGCAGUUUUAAAGCACUGUUAAGAGCUGUUGGUCCCCUUCGUUCAAUUAAUUUGUCCCCCCUGGGCUUUUUUUUUGUCCC
Melopsittacus undulatus (budgerigar) is the source of this 2876-nucleotide messenger RNA. It is a transcript of the gene TMEM260, whose product is annotated as transmembrane protein 260. The transcript is spliced from 16 exons. Lineage: Eukaryota; Metazoa; Chordata; Aves; Psittaciformes; Psittaculidae. Bases 46 to 1932 code for a protein of 628 amino acids. The record is from RefSeq and is a predicted model, not a curated record.